AUGCAGUUUGGAUGUACAGCUUUGAUUGUAUGUGCAAGGAUUGGAUCAGAAGACAUCAUUGAUCUUUUACUGAAUGUCAAAGAUAUUAAUGUGAUGAAGAAGACUAAUGGUGCGGGAUGGACAGCCAUCCAUUAUGCUGCAAUGUAUAAUCACGUGACCAUUGUAGAGAGACUUGUGUCUUGUUCUGUUCCUGUUGAUAUCAAUGAUAAUGAUGAUCGUACACCACUGUGGCAUGCUGCCCGUUAUGGUCGUGUGUGUUGUGUUGAUGUUCUCCUAAAACAUGGAGCGAGUCCCCAACAUGAGAGUGAGAGUGAAGGAUCACCACUGGAGAUUGCCAAGAAAGAGGGUCACAGUGAUGUGGUUGAGAUGAUGGAAGAAGCCAUAAGAUUGAGAUCUCGUCUCUAUGUGGAGAGAGACGUGUCUAUCAUGAGACAUCAAUAUGAAGAGAAAAUUGCUGAACUGCAGAGUGAAGUGGAGAAGAUGAAAGAAGAAUUAAGACAAUCAUCCCUGGACCAUGAGAUUGAAGUGACGACUUUGAGAAACGAAAUCCAACAGAAAGAGAAGGAAAUGCGACGUCUCAGAAUGUCAGCAACUGAUAGAGUUGGUGAAGAUCAAGUGGCUUCUGAAGCUUGGUUGUUAAUGCAGCCACCAGGAGAUGUCAUGCGUACAGUCAGUGCUCUUGCCUGUGAUCAGUGGAGUGAUGUUGGACUCGAGUUAGGAUACACAAUGCCUGAACUCAACUCACUCACUUCCUCAAUUACUGCAUCUCACAGCAAGCUACACGCCAUACUGAGAACAAAAGCUGCUGCUGUCGGUACCAGCAAUGUUGUUGGUAUCAUCUUGUCUGCUUGUCAUCAGCUUUCCAUGCCAAUUUGUGCUGCUGCAAUAAGAGAUGAGGUGGUUAAACGUCAAGAGAGACUGAAAACACAGAACGGUGGACAAUAGAAUAAUUGACUUUGUCACUUUGUUGUCUGCAUGGCUGAUCAUAUGGUUUACUGUUGAUGCAGGCAAGUCAUGUGUUACAUUUGGAUGCUUUCUUAUGCUUUUGUAUUCAUGUUUAUGUUAAUACAACAAUUACAUUUAUUUUUUUACGAU
Molecule: messenger RNA, 1095 nt
Organism: Corticium candelabrum
Lineage: Eukaryota; Metazoa; Porifera; Homoscleromorpha; Homosclerophorida; Plakinidae
Product: ankyrin repeat and SOCS box protein 11-like
Exons: 7
Coding region: 1-945 (314 amino acids)
Cellular component (GO): nucleus
Molecular function (GO): protein binding
Source: RefSeq, a predicted model, not a curated record